Molecule: messenger RNA, 2381 nt
Organism: Hippoglossus stenolepis (Pacific halibut)
Lineage: Eukaryota; Metazoa; Chordata; Actinopteri; Pleuronectiformes; Pleuronectidae
Product: myotonin-protein kinase
Exons: 15
Coding region: 489-2294 (601 amino acids)
Biological process (GO): peptidyl-threonine phosphorylation; actomyosin structure organization
Cellular component (GO): cytoplasm; cytoskeleton
Molecular function (GO): protein serine/threonine kinase activity; ATP binding
Source: RefSeq, a predicted model, not a curated record
UCUUGAGUCAGAGCUAGAGAAACUGCAGGCUUGACAGAUGUUGCACAACCAUGGAGAGCCACAGGAAGAGAAGAACGAGGGCAGAGACGGACAGACAGACAAAGAGAGGAGGGAUCUGACUUACAAAGACAAAACGGAGAGAGGAAAAACGUGAGAGGGAACAUGACCUAUUGAAAGAGGAUGUUUGCAUAGAAACAACACAAUCUUGAACAGUGAUCAAGCUGAGCAGGUAAAGAGAAAAAGCGAUAGGCGGGGGUAAGGGGAAGGGUUAGGUUGUGAUACAGAAAGAGAUCCCAAAAAGUGACUGUGCGUUUGGCAGGGGUGAAGAGAGAGUGGACUGUUACUGUAUUCUCAAGAAACCAAAUAGAGAAACUGUAAAAGAAGAGGAAAAAGAUGUUCCACCUUAAAUUCAUGCAAAUUCAACAACUCAUGGACAUCAGGGUUACACUGCUGUUUUAAACCAGCACGCACCUCACCCAUUGGGCAUCAUGUCGACCAGCCCUGGCCUUGGUGCACCUGACCAGAACGGGGGCCCCCAGACCACGGGACCUGUUGGCCUCCAGACCCUGUUGGACCUACUAGUGGGGGUCUAUCAGGAGUUCUACUCCUCACCCUUUGCAAGGGAGAAGUAUGUAUCUCGUUUCCUGCAAUGGGCUGAGCCUCUGGUGAGGCAGGUGAAGAAGACUCGCAUCAAAAGAGAAGACUUUCACAUCCUGAGAGUGAUUGGUCGUGGCACAUUCAGUGAGGUUGCUGUAGCAAGGAUGCAAAGCACACAACAAGUGUACGCUGUGAAGAUUAUGAAUAAGUGGGACAUGCUGAGGCGAGGAGAGACAGCAUGUUACCAGGAGGAGAGGGAGGUUUUACUGAGGGGUGACAGACGCUGGAUCACAGAAUUGCACUAUGCCUUUCAGGAUGACAACUAUCUGUACCUGGUAAUGGAUUAUUACGUAGGAGGGGACCUGCUGUCUCUGCUCAGUAAAUUUGGAGACAGGAUCCCUGAGGACAUGGCUCAGUUCUACCUGGCAGAGAUGGUCAUGGCCAUUGAAUCUGUCCACAAACUGGGUUAUGUGCACAGAGACAUCAAACCUGACAACAUCCUGCUGACAGCUGAUGGACACAUCAGACUUGGGGACUUUGGCUCCUGUCUCAGGCUCUUAGAUGAUGGGAUGGUUCACUCUUCCCUAGCAGUCGGGACCCCUGACUAUUUGUCCCCAGAGAUUUUAAGAGCAGUAGAGGGAGGUGGAGGUUAUGGUCCUGAAUGUGAUUGGUGGGCUUUGGGUAUUUGUGCCUAUGAAAUGCUGCUGGGGACCACACCCUUCUACGCAGAAUCCACCUCUGAAACAUAUGCCAAGAUUAUUCACUUCAAGGAGUAUUUUGAGUUCCCUCCCUCUGGCCCUGAGAUUUCAGAUAAGGCUCAUUCAUUCAUCACUGGGCUCAUCUGUGAGAGGGAAAUCCGUCUAGGGAGAAAAGGCUCCAGUGACUUCAGGAGCCAUCCAUUCUUCUGUGGAAUAGACUGGAAUUCCCUGAAUCAACUCUCUGCACCAUUCCUGCCUGAUGUAUCUAAUGCGACCGACACCUCCAACUUUGACAUUCUAGAUGACUCUCUGAGCGAAAUGGAGACGCUCUCUGGUGUAAUGGAAAGAGCACCAAAGGGAGUACACUUGGCUUUUGUCGGAUAUUCUUACACAGCUACCAGUCAGACGGGUGCCAUCGACCGCAGUCACAACAUCAUGAUGCAGAUUGACCACACAAGGCUCAGGGAGCGUGAGAGACUGUACACACGAGAGAAAGUGAGCCAGCUGUUGCAUCUCACAGAUGCUCUGCCAGACAACCUGCCUGCAUUGCUGAAGCUCCCACUCACUCCAGAGCAAAGUCGUACUGUGUCCACCCAAACCACCACUGAGGAGGAGGAGGGGGAUACUGACAAAAUAUCAGAUCUUGAUGAAGACUUGCAGCGCAGGUUACAGGAAGCACAGAGGACACACUGUGAGUUGAAGAAAGAAAUGCAGAGAUUGAAAUGGGAGAUGCCAGACUGGAAAGUCUCCAAGGAAACAGAGCUGAGUAUCUGUCCAGCAUCUUUUGCUCUGCCUGCCCACUGUAUGGACAUACCAGGGGAUAGGAGGAGAGCGCCCCCAGACUGCCAGUACCCGCUGGUGAUUCCUCUCCACCGUCACCUGCUCCUGUUCCACAGGGUUCACCUGCCACAUGUGACAAGUGAGUCAUACCUGCUAGUGUGUGCCGAAUGGGGGGAGGUCGAGGCCUGGGAGAGACACUGUUACACUGAGGUCUCCUGAGUGCACAGCGAGGUGUCACAUACUGACUUCUCCCAUUCCAACGGCACAAAGUACUAAGCACCUGCUCUAUGCUCAUUCCCCCACACU